Messenger RNA from Psammomys obesus (fat sand rat), 1358 nucleotides. It is a transcript of the gene Zfpl1, whose product is annotated as zinc finger protein like 1. Gene Ontology annotation, cellular component: Golgi apparatus. The transcript has 8 exons. Bases 152 to 1081 code for a protein of 309 amino acids. NCBI's taxonomy places the organism in Eukaryota, Metazoa, Chordata, Mammalia, Rodentia, Muridae. The record is from RefSeq and is a predicted model, not a curated record.
GACGUCAUCAAUGUGCGCCGCACCCGGAAGAGACGUGGCAGCGGAGGGAUAAUCCGAGCGGCCGGAGCCGACGGGAACAGAGCUACCGCUGUCGGAGUGGGUGAGCCGGAGUGGGUCCCCGGCUUUCCGCGCUUUCCACUACGGAUCGGUCAUGGGACUUUGCAAGUGCCCGAAGAGGAAGGUGACGAACCUGUUCUGCUUCGAGCACCGAGUUAACGUCUGCGAGCAUUGUCUGGUAGCCAAUCACGCCAAGUGCAUCGUGCAGUCCUACUUGCAGUGGCUACAAGAUAGUGACUACAAUCCCAAUUGCCGCCUGUGCAACACACCUCUGGCCAGUCGGGAGACAACCCGUCUUGUGUGCUAUGAUCUCUUUCACUGGGCCUGCAUCAAUGAACGUGCUGCCCAGCUACCACGAAACACGGCGCCUGCAGGCUACCAGUGCCCCAGCUGUAAUGGCCCCAUCUUCCCCCCAGCCAACCUAGCUGGCCCAGUGGCUUCAGCACUGAGAGAGAAGCUAGCUACAGUCAACUGGGCUCGGGCAGGACUGGGCCUCCCUCUGAUCGAUGAGGUGAUAAGCCCAGAGCCUGAGCCCCUCAAUUCCUCAGACUUCUCUGACUGGUCCAGCUUUAAUGCCACCACCACCCCUGCGCAAGAGGAGACAGAUAGCACUUCUGUUGCUCCAGCUUUCUACAGCCAGGUUCCCCACGCUUCUUCCCCAAAGUGUCCUGAGCAGCACACAGUCAUACACAUGGGUAGCACUGAAGCCCUGACACACGCCCCAAGGAAGGUAUACGACACACGGGACGAUGACCGAACUGUAGGCCUCCAUGGAGAUUGUGAUGAUGACAAAUACCGUCGCCGGCCUGCUCUGGGCUGGCUGGCCCAACUGCUCAGGAGCCGGGCUGGGUCUAGGAAGCGGCCACUGACUCUGCUCCAGCGGGCAGGGCUGCUGCUCCUGCUGGGGUUGCUGGGCUUUCUGGCCCUCCUUGCCCUUAUGUCUCGACUCGGCCGGGCUGCAGCUGACAGUGAUCCCAAUCUGGACCCGCUCAUGAACCCUCACAUCCGUGUAGGUCCUUCCUGAGCCCAUGCUCGCUUUUAGGGCCAGGUCAGGACCUAGAGUCCUAGGGAGAGAAGGUGGGGAGGCCUAAGGGCUUUUCUCCACUCCUCUCCCUCAGUCCUGAGACACUAAGAUCCCCUGGGCCAAGACAGUUGGAGCCUGAAGCUACAGGCCAGGUCUGUAGCCCUAUUCAUCAAAUUGGUCUUCACCUGCUUGCCCCUGGGUGAAGCAUUUCCAUCUGCCUGCUUCAACCCUCAAAGGAGCAGACAGGUGCAAAUAAACAACAGACUUUAUUAAAACA